Gadus chalcogrammus (walleye pollock) is the source of this 4732-nucleotide messenger RNA. RefSeq names its product sema domain, immunoglobulin domain (Ig), transmembrane domain (TM) and short cytoplasmic domain, (semaphorin) 4F (gene sema4f). Gene Ontology annotation, biological process: negative chemotaxis; axon guidance; neural crest cell migration. The record is from RefSeq and is a predicted model, not a curated record. Gene Ontology annotation, molecular function: chemorepellent activity; semaphorin receptor binding. Bases 278 to 2695 code for a protein of 805 amino acids. NCBI's taxonomy places the organism in Eukaryota, Metazoa, Chordata, Actinopteri, Gadiformes, Gadidae. The transcript has 14 exons.
UUCAGAGCAUAAUAGAAAGAGAACCAGAAAAAGGGAGGGAAAAACUGAGAGAGUUAGCAGAAUUAAGGGUUUAAAAUACAAAAAGAGAAUAUAAAUCCCAUCCAUGUGAACUUGUGAUCCUUCAUGUUGUUGUGUGUGUGUGUGUGUGUGUGAGGGAUAUUGGUUGUGAGUUAUUGUUAAUAAUAUCUUGUCAUUACCGCAUAUAUUCCAUACAUUCUGUAUCUAACUAACAUGUACUCUCGUCUCCUCCCUCCGUCUCCCUGCAGGUUCGGACGACAUGUUGGGGCCGGAUCGCUUCGAGGGCGUGGCUAACUUCAGCACCUUCCUAUUGGACAAUGUGUCAGGCAUGUUGUUCAUGGGCGCCAAGGACGCCAUCGUGGCCGUCAACACCAACGACCUCAGCCGGGCGCCGACAGUGAUCCGAUGGGAUGUUCCGGAAGAUAGGCGAAAGUCUUGUAAGGCGAAAGGCAAGACGGAGGUGGACUGCAACAACUACAUCCGCCUGCUGGAGAUACUGGACGACGAUCGCAUCUACGUGUGUGGCACUUACGCCUUCGAUCCACAGUGUGCCUUCCUGGGCCGUACCUCCCUCUCCCUGGAGCGGGAGGACCAGGAGGUGAGGAUGGAGACGGGGAAGGGAAAGUGUCCCUUUGAGCCCAGUCAGCACUACACCGCCGUCAUGGCAGGAGGCAUAUUGUAUACGGCCGCCACCAGCAACUUCCUGGGCACCAUGUUUGACAUCUCCCGGGCAACGGGACCCGAGCAGGGACGCAUCCGCACGGAGCGAUCCAUCAACUGGCUGAACGACCCAGAGUUUGUGAGCGCGUCCUUCAUCCAGCAGGACCCCACCAGUGAGCCGCUGGGCGACGAUGACAAGCUCUACUUCUUCUUCACCGAGGUGGCCAAGGAGUACGAGAUGUACACCAAGGUCAAGGUGCCCCGCGUCGCCCGCGUCUGCAAGUCGGACGUGGGGGGCAUGAAGACCCUGCAGCGGCGCUGGACCACCUUCCUGAAGGCCCAGCUGGUGUGUGAGGACCGGCCCAGCGGUCAGCGCUACAACGUGCUCACCGACGUCUUCACGCUGCGCCGCGACCCCAACGACCCCGCCACCACCCAGUUCUACGGCCUCUUCACCUCCCAGUGGGAGCGCGAGGAGCUGGCGGCCGUGUGCGUCUUCAGUCUGUCCGACAUCAACAAAGUGAUGGACGGCCCCUUCAAGGAGCUGAAGAAGACCUGCGAGAACUGGAUCAAUCCGGAACCCGUCCCCAGACCCCGGCCCGGACAGUGUCUGAACAGCGCCCUGCGGGCGGAGGGCUUCGAGUCGUCCCUGAAGCUGCCCGACAAGGUGCUGACGUUCACGCGGGACCACCCGCUGAUGGAGAACAGCGUGACGGCGGCCCCCCUGCUGCUACGCCGCGGCGUCACCUACACCAAGCUGGCCGUCACGCUGGCCGACGGCGGCGCCGGCGCCCUGCUGCACCUCGGCACAGAUCGGGGCGAGCUCCACCGGGUGGCGGUAGUGGGCCAGAACACCACCUUACUGCAGGAGGUCCCUCUGUUCCCCGCGGACCAGCCCAUCAACAACAUAGUGCUGCACCAGGGCCAGGCCCUGGUGGGUACCCCCCAGUCCCUGGCGCGGGUCGCGGCCCAGGGCUGCGGGCUGCACCCCAGCUGUGAGGUGUGCGCGCGGGCACGGGGGCUGGGCUGCACCUGGACACCACCCGGCCACGGAGGGCCCCACGACGGGACCUGUGGACCGGCCCCGAGCGGGCCCGGGCCAGGGGACAUGGUGGAGGAAGCCCUGAAGAAGUGUAACAGCAGAGAGGGCCGGUGCACUCCGGCAGUGAGGGAGCUGCGCGUCUCCCUGGGCCUGCAACUCCUGCUGCCCUGCGUCCAGGUGUCCCCCCGGCCCUGCUCCUGGACCCACCCCCCCCAGAGACACACCCGGCAGCACCACUCCCACCUGGAGGUGACGGUCAGUGAGGAGAGCCUGGGCACCUACGUCUGCACCUGUCAGGAGGCGGGGCCAGAUCGGGGAGAGCCCACUUCCUGUCGUCGGGCGGCCUACGAUCUGGUGGUGGCGGGGCCGUUCGCCGGGGGUGCGGUGGCCACGGCGGGAAACCGCCACCUGCUGGCCAUCUACAUCCUGUGCUUCUGCCUGGGCCUCGCCAUGGGCACCUUCCUGCUCUACUUCCUGAGCCGGCGCCACCCGCUCGGCCUGCGCCUGGCCAAGCGUUCGCUGUCGUCCGACAAGGGGCGGGACCUGCUGGGCUCCUCGGCCACGCCCCAGUCCCCCGGCAGCGCCAGCCUGCUGUCGGACGCCUUCACGCCGUCUGAGAAACGCAACGGCACGGCCAUGACGUCGCUGCACUCCACGCAGGGCAACGGCGGUCCCCACGGCAACCACAGCUACAGCAGCAACCUCAUCAGCAACAGCAGCAACGCCAGCAGUAACCCCGGCAACGGCCACGGGGAGCCCGUGUACUCCAACUACGAGCGCAACGCGAGCAUACUGCCGGCCGACCGGCUGGACGGACGGACGGGGGAGAGGGGGAGGGAGGGGGGGGAGGAUGUGGACGAGGGGCUGGGGGAGGGGCUUGGAGACUCCAUGAGAGGUCUGGAGGAGGAGAUGGCCAAGUUCCCGCUCUAUAAGUCGCCGGCACCACUGGCGAGGUGCGAGGAGAGUUCGAUAUGAGCCGGGGGGAUUCUUGCGUAUGGUUACGAAAUAAAACAUUAGGAGAGGAUCCCGGGUUUAAUUUAUGGAUCGGAUGCGCCGUGUCGUACCUCCGGACUGAGAGCGGAGCGGGAAGAGGAUGCAAACUAGCCGCCGCGGCGCGGUUGUAGGCCUACUGCGCAGCGGCGAGCUAUGAAACUAGAGUCUCUAUGUGAGAAAUGUAUGCGGGAUUGAUUCCAAAGCACGUAUAUACAUGUAUGUGUGUGUGUGUGUGUGUGUGUGUGUGUGUGUGUGUGUGUGUGUGUGUGUCUGAUCAAAUAUAUUAUUACAGCGGAGGGAAGAUAGUCAGAUGAAGAAUAGGACCUUUGAAAAAUAAUGAAAAGAAGUUAUCCAGGACGACACGUGAAGACGUAUGUGUAGUGAGGCACUCCAGUGGAUAUGUGAAAAAAACGUAAAUGUAAGAUGUCAAAGAAGAAAGCUUUUUAUGUUUUUCACCGACGACAUUCGCACAUGAAACGGACUUGACGUGUUGAAUGGGAAGAGAAAAGACAAUAAUCAAAGAGGAAAAUGUCUGCAUCUUCACAGGCAUGUUCACAAAGAAGCCAUAUUCCUUACGUGUUGUCUUUGUUGUUGUCGUGUCCCUUUUGUGCCACAAGGGGGCCAAAUAAGUAGCACUUUGAACCACUGGACGACACUUCUCCGAGGCUUGUCUGAAACGCAUAUUUAAUUUUUUAUUGCUUUGUGAUGUUUUUUUCUUGAUGUUUCUCACCGACAUGAACGCAACUCCGCGACACCUCCCACGAUCCCGGGCCCGGCGUCGACUAAAAGGACAAAAGAUCGCCCCCUACUGGUGAAACAACGAUAAUAAUAAUAAUUGUAUUUUGUACAAUUGACUGCGAUGACCCGAUAGUGGAUCGAUUCGAGCUGAUUGGAGCCUGCAAUGGAGGGUUAGAUAGUUCUAAUCGCCAUGAUGUCGCCAUCGGGCUCUUCGGAAGCAAAUACGAUUGCGUGGUCAAGGUUCACGAACGACAGACCAGGAGGGGCCCUUGGGAACUUGAUCAUGUGUUUGACAUUUGGGUGCAAAGGCCCUUGAAUGCCUCAUGCAACUUGACCCAAAUUCACCACCUCAUGCUCUGUACAACAAGUGUACUAAACAAAUAUCUAAAAGAUGUCUUCUGUAUCGUUUUUGUCAUGUUUUUUUUAAUAAAACGUUAAAAACUGUUACUGAACACACGGUUGUCCCUACAUUGAUCUGGUAGCUGAUCCAAUAAUUCAAAGGGAGCCUAUACUGCGCUUUGCAAUGAUCACAAGAACAAGUUGACCUCUGACCUUUGAUGAAUUAUGAGACUGAAAUCUUGUAAACGCUAGGUUUUCACAGAUAUUAUCCAAGGGUUUAUUCAGGGACAUUGAAGAUUAUUCAACGUCCUGAAGCAAUAUCAUCGCAAACCUUGAUCUACGACCAUCAUAGAGGUUCAUCCUUGAUCUGUCUUUUGCACUGUAACCUCCAACCAUACCAUUUAACCUGACUCUGGGGAAUGGGAGAGAGCUGUUGGCUAAUUGCCCAGAGACCCUGGUUCAUGUCCUGCUGAUUGACUUUCCUUCAAUUUAUUUCUAAUAUCAUGUGAUUUGUAAAGUCUAGUAUAAUUUCCGAGCUAAUCCUAGCAGGCGUCUUGGUGGUGCCGCGGUUAAGGGGUGUUGGUUAUUGGAUGAUUGUUUGUUGAACAUUGAUCAUUCUCUCAGGGGUGCGGUGGAGAGCACUGUUGGACAACCUCUGUAGACCAGGGCUCCAGUCCAACUGAUGAACUCUUACUUCUACAUCAUGUGAAUUGUAGUCAAGUAUAACUUCCGAGCAAAUCCUAGCCGGCGUCUUGGUGGUGCAGCGGUUAAGGGGGGAUGGUGUACACGUCUAAGUUUCCUUAAUUAGUACAGUAGUAAGUAAGUAACACAUCAAUUCACAUUACGGCGUCGUGUUUAAUAACCCAACCGAUAUACCGUAACGUUGACACACUGCCACAAUGUCUGAUGCGCUUCAAGACAAUAAUCAGUGCAACAACAAAA